CCCGGGCUCCGUUCCCAGCGCUGAGCCCUCCUCCCUUGCCACACACACAGACACACACACACAGAGCUCCCUGUGUCUCGGCUCCAGACACCGGUCACUGGGACGUAACGAGACGGGACGAGGCAGCUCGGAUUGGGAACAUGUUCCGGCUUUUGGUUAAACAAGCGCGGAGACACCGCGGACUUAUCCCCCUGUUCUUUUUCAUUGGAUUGGGGAUGGGAUCUGCAUCUCUGUACCUCCUCCGUCUGGCCGUGCGGAAUCCGGAAGUCAUCUGGGACAGGAAGAAUAACCCAGAACCCUGGAACAAUCUCAGUCCCACCCACCAGUACAAGUUCAUGGCCGUUGAGACUGACUACAGCAAGCUAAAGAAGGAACGUCCCGACUUCUAGAGCCAUCCAUGUCCAGCGAGGAAGACAGAAGGGGUGGGUGCAUCGAAGAAGCCUUACACCCGCACCCCCUUAGCUAUUAUAGACACUCCCACCCCUCACAUAAAACCACAUCGUAGUGCCUUGGCCUUGAACAGAGACACUGUGUUCUAGAGAAUUUGUAUCCAAGCUUUUAUUGUACAACUAGAAUAAAGUUUUCAGCAAA
Molecule: messenger RNA, 591 nt
Organism: Hypanus sabinus (Atlantic stingray)
Lineage: Eukaryota; Metazoa; Chordata; Chondrichthyes; Myliobatiformes; Dasyatidae
Product: NADH dehydrogenase [ubiquinone] 1 alpha subcomplex subunit 4-like 2
Exons: 4
Coding region: 141-389 (82 amino acids)
Source: RefSeq, a predicted model, not a curated record